AUGAAAGCAUUACUUCUUAUAUUAUGCAUUUAUUUAGUUUCAUCACUUGAAUUUGUGGAUGGUGAUUGUAAAGGAAGACAUGGGUAUUUCUGUUAUACAGAUAAAGACAAGAAGAGGGAAUAUUAUACCUGUAACAAAGGUAAAAAGUCGUGUGUUAGCAAAUGCCCAAAUGAAGAUGUAUGCAUUGGUAAAGGUGAGUUUGAAAUCAAUAAAAACAAGAUUUGUGUUGCACCUAAUGAGUCUCACUGGGAAGUUGAUCCAUUACCUACUCCUACACCAAAUAAAUAUCCAGUCAAUUGCACUGAAGUGAAAGAAGGAUAUUAUUGUUAUGAAGAAGAAUCAAAGAAUACUGAAUACUAUUGGUGUGUGAACAGUGUUGGUUAUGAAAUGAAAUGUCCUAAGGGAACAACAUGUCAUACAAAAGACAAUGGUUAUAACAGUCCAUGUUAUUAA
Molecule: messenger RNA, 453 nt
Organism: Entamoeba dispar SAW760
Lineage: Eukaryota; Evosea; Mastigamoebida; Endamoebidae
Exons: 1
Coding region: 1-453 (150 amino acids)
Source: RefSeq, a predicted model, not a curated record